CGCAGUUCAGGUUUCCCUUGUCGUUCAUUGUCCCUGCGACUUAACAAUCAAUCGAUUCUACUCUGCAUCGCUUCAUUGCCAUCUGUCUACCUGCCGGACAUCCUUACUUCUCAACUCAACUUUCCGUCCUCUCAAAGGUUUCCACUGCUCCUGCCCUGCACCCCUCCAUCGCGCCGGGAAAUCCCUCAGCCUGCCUAAGCCUGUGUUGUUUCACCACACCAACGCCUUGACCUCAACGCCGAUAACAUUCCCUUUGUCAAUCCUCAAUUCCAUCCAGCUCACUCGUCUCCAUACUCGCCCAUACUCUUCCCCGAUAUUUUCGUCCCUGGGCCAAUCUUGGGCUGCUCAAAAGGUCUCUUUUUUACAUUUGGGGUACGUGUUUGACCCUGACACGCCAUCCCUCCCGUCUUGCGUCAGCUCCACCUGCACCGUCCAAAUUUUUAUCCAGAGUGAUCCUAAACCUCUUCUACCAGUCAAUCAUCGCUGCUACAAUCACUAGACAACAUCGAACUUUCGUUCUCCAGUCCGCCCGACCGCAUCUGGUCGGUGCCUACCUCCUCCCUCGUGCCCCACGCACGGCACUCCCACCAUGGCCGAGAACGAGGUGGACCUAGAUAACGUUAUCGAUCGACUUCUCGAAGUCCGAGGAAGCAGACCAGGGAAACAAGUACAGCUCCUUGAGAACGAAAUUCGUUUUUUGUGCACAAAGGCACGCGAAAUCUUCAUCUCCCAGCCGAUAUUGCUUGAGCUGGAGGCUCCUAUCAAGAUCUGCGGUGAUAUUCACGGCCAAUACUACGAUCUCCUUCGAUUGUUCGAAUAUGGCGGCUUCCCUCCUGAGGCCAAUUACCUUUUCCUCGGCGACUACGUCGACCGAGGCAAGCAGUCCCUCGAGACCAUCUGUCUGCUUCUAGCCUACAAGAUCAAAUAUCCCGAGAAUUUCUUCAUUCUUCGAGGAAACCACGAGUGUGCCUCCAUCAACAGGAUCUACGGCUUCUACGACGAGUGCAAGCGCCGAUACAACAUCAAGCUAUGGAAGACAUUUACUGAUUGCUUCAAUUGCUUACCUAUCGCUGCCAUCAUUGAUGAAAAGAUCUUCACCAUGCACGGCGGUCUGAGUCCCGAUCUGAACUCGAUGGAACAGAUCCGUCGUGUGAUGCGUCCCACGGAUAUCCCCGAUUGUGGCCUCCUCUGCGAUCUCUUGUGGUCGGAUCCGGACAAGGACAUCACCGGUUGGAGCGAGAAUGACCGCGGUGUUUCAUUCACCUUUGGCCCAGACGUUGUCUCGAGGUUCCUGCAAAAACAUGACAUGGACUUGAUCUGUCGUGCACAUCAAGUGGUUGAGGACGGCUACGAAUUCUUCUCCAAGCGACAACUGGUCACCUUGUUCAGCGCGCCAAAUUACUGUGGCGAGUUCGACAAUGCAGGAGCCAUGAUGAGUGUCGACGAAAGUCUUCUAUGCUCUUUCCAGAUCCUCAAACCCGCCGAGAAGAAACAAAAGUACGUGUAUGGCUCCAAGAGCAAUAGCAAACCUGCUACUCCGUCGCGCAAAUCCAAAUAGUGAAGCUAUACCCCGGCUAGGGCUGAUUCAAAGUUGUGACAACAGAUUUGGAAGGAGAUAGGGCUCCGCGCUAGCUUCCUCGUCGAAAUGAUAUUGCGAUCGAUCAAUAUGCUUAUACUCCAGUGUCGAUCAUUGACUACCGAUCAUCUCGAUUCGCCACCUGCGCCUUCGCAUUGUAUUCAUUUUGCUGUGUCUUUGCAACGCUUCAACUAAUACUACCUCAUCACUACGUGGACGACUUUCUUCCACGGAGCAAGACUCUUCUUGGCUGAUGAUUUUCAACACCAGCCUCUCACCCACGUCUGCUCUGACUAAGUCUCAUGUACGACCCCAGGAAGGACCCGUUCCCGGCGAGACAGGUAGCACUCCUUUCUCAAUUGCAAAAUGAUCGAUUCGGACGGUGUCGCGUUGGGAGGUCGGACUGCCGCCAGGAAGAUGGCAAUAUCUUUGAAUGCGAUAAACUAGUUCGAGUUGACUAAACUGCCUUUAUGCUGUGUUAUUGUGUCAGGAGAGAGAGCAAACGAGGCCAGGUGCAAUGAUUGAGGCUCCACUUCUCUCCUGUGACAUGCAAAUGAUGGUUUCAAUGCUUGAUGGACGAUAUGCGAUGAGAAGACAAGGAUGGAUACCGGGCGGCACCGAAGCCGGGGGCCACGAAACUACUCACACUUGUCAAGAUUAGUAGAAUGAAGUCAUGCUUGAGAUGAUGAUGUACAUGUCUUGCUUCCAGAUCUCGCUUCAAGUAUCCAUGAACAGUAUACUAUUGGCUUGUCGAUAAAAGAUGAUGGAGCGAUCCCCGUACGAAACAUCCCUUGUG
Exophiala mesophila is the source of this 2372-nucleotide messenger RNA. Its product is annotated as serine/threonine-protein phosphatase PP1. Bases 590 to 1558 code for a protein of 322 amino acids. Gene Ontology annotation, molecular function: protein serine/threonine phosphatase activity. NCBI's taxonomy places the organism in Eukaryota, Fungi, Ascomycota, Eurotiomycetes, Chaetothyriales, Herpotrichiellaceae. Gene Ontology annotation, cellular component: nucleus; cytoplasm. The transcript has 4 exons. The record is from RefSeq and is a predicted model, not a curated record.